GGCCAUUCUGUCUGCUCCGACCUGCUCUUGCCUUUUUCUCCAUCCAAUCGAUCAGCCAUCUCAUUCACUGCAACUAUACCUUCACUUUAAAGGCAUCUGCUGGCCAGAUUCCCGAUUUCACAGCAUUUUACUUCCAUAAGCCUCACGCUACCCAUCACCCAUCUGACCUUUCGCUUUCAAGAUGAAGUUCGCCACUGCACUUCCAGUCCUUGCUGUUCUCGUCGCUGCCGGCUCGGCCGUCGCAUCGCCCGGACACUUUCUGUAUGGCCGCGACGUCGCGUCGGUCGAAUCUGCGACCGGCUACUCCAUCGACAGGCUUGCUCGAAGGGGAGGAGCAUUCUCCAAGUGCUGCGGUGGUGGACGCGGAGGAAGCGGAGGAGGACAGUCUGGAACGGAGAUGCCCAACAUUCCCAACAGCAGGCCUCCUUCGUACGCCAGCAACGCCCCCUCUUACCAGAGCGCUGGAGAUCCUCCAGCAUAUGGAGCAGCUACGCAGCAUAUUGCGGGCGGAGCAGGGUCUCAACGCACCAGCACCGACUCUUUCCUCAACAACAAUCAGCAAGGCCAAUGGGGCGCCAACUAAGCAGUGGAGCAGCUAUUGCUAUCAAUUCAAUGACCCACUGCUGUACAGUAGCUCCCUUAAAUAGACCACUUCUAUCGAUCGCC
Messenger RNA from Ceraceosorus guamensis, 666 nucleotides. RefSeq lists its product as hypothetical. NCBI's taxonomy places the organism in Eukaryota, Fungi, Basidiomycota, Exobasidiomycetes, Ceraceosorales, Ceraceosoraceae. Bases 182 to 583 code for a protein of 133 amino acids. The transcript is spliced from 2 exons. The record is from RefSeq and is a predicted model, not a curated record.